AUGGGCCUCUUUGGCAGCGACUCGCCUUCGAAGAAGGAGGAGACGGCGCCGCUCGUGACGCCCGAGAAGGAGGGGCUCCGCCAGCGGAGGAAAUCUCCCUUCACAAAGGCCGACGAGGAGAAGAAGGACAAGAUUGACCAGCUCGUGCUUGCAGCGUCAGACAAGGUGUCGCCGCAGGCGCGCUUGGGCGCGUCGGCCGCGCUGAUGCAUCCAUAUCGCCGGCGGCCGCAGGCCAUCGCAACGAUCGCACCAUUCUACAUCAUGGCGGCGAAGAAGCUGUACGAGAUCGGCAACAAGCUGCCCUGGGACAUUCUGCAGGCCGUCAUCGGCCUCGGCCUCUGCUUUUUCGGCGGCGGUUAUUGCGCCUCGAUUGCCGCCGCGUUCGCGCUGACCGGCUGGCCCACCACACGGCAAGCGCUGAUCGACGUCUACGAGGAGGCCGCCAACGUGCUCGACGCAAACGAGGAGGACGACAAGAAGGACGAGGACAAGAACGGCGCCUUUGGCUACUCGGUCGCCGCCCUCGGCUUCUACAUCCAGUGGUCGUGGGGCUUCGGCCUCCCCUUCCCGCUCAGCUUGGUGAUGCUCCCCUUCGACAUCCUGGAGUGGUACAUCCGCUGGUCCAUCUCUUCGGGCGGCGAGUGA
Messenger RNA from Emiliania huxleyi CCMP1516, 645 nucleotides. RefSeq lists its product as hypothetical. The transcript has 5 exons. The record is from RefSeq and is a predicted model, not a curated record. Lineage: Eukaryota; Haptophyta; Isochrysidales; Noelaerhabdaceae. The coding region runs from base 1 to 645 and encodes 214 amino acids.